AUGAAGUAUGGAGUAACGCUGUUACCAACGUCGUUUGAGUCGUUGCGGAAACACGUUCGCCUGGCCGAAGCGGUGGGUUUUGACUACAUCGGUAUCGCCGACUCGCAAUCGCUGUUCCGGGAACUGUUCGUAUCGCUGACGGUAGCCGCCACCGAAACGACACGUGUGCACCUGGGGCCAUCGGUCACCAAUCCGUUGACACGUCAUCCGGCGGUGACGGCUUCGGCGAUUGCGUCGCUGCAGGAAUUGUCAGAAGGCCGGGCGUUUUUGGGCAUCGGGACCGGAGAUAGCGCGAUACUGAAUCUGGGAUUGCGACCGGCUCGGAUGAGAGCGCUGCGCGAAUACGUUACAACGGUGCGUUCGAUGCUCAACGGUGAAACGGUCGAGUAUUUGGGACGGGAGGGUCACGUACGAUGGAGUCGGGAUCCGGUGCCCAUCAUGAUGUCUGCGGAAGGGCCGCGUACGCUGCGCAUGGCGGGAGAGAUCGCUGACCGGGUGAUGGUGCAUACCGGCCUGACGCGCGAAGUGCUGGACGACACGGUGGAACACAUUCGCGCCGGAGAAAUUGACGGUGGGAAGGCAGCCGGCAACUCGGAGAUUUGGGCAUUUGCCAAAUGCAAUAUCGGUGACGACCGGAACGCUGCCAUCGACGAGAUCAAGAUGGCGUUGGCCGCCAGCGCGCAUCAUGCCUUCCGCUUUACGCUGGAGGGCAAGCAUGUUCCCGAAGAGUUGCAUGAAGCGCUCAUGGCCAUACAGGGUGAAUACGUACCCGCCGAGCACGAGCAGGUAGGUGACACGCGAAACGCCGCGCUUUCCGACGAACUGGGCGUUACCGACUACCUGGCGGACCGGUUUGCCGUCGUUGGUACGCCAGGCGAAUGUCGCGAAAAGGUUCGCCAGAUCGUUGCCUCAGGCGUCGACGUGCUCCAGAUUACAGCCAUCAGCCACGAUCCGGCGGAAAUAAUCCGGCGGUUCGGGGAAGAAAUUAUCGCCCGUUGA
Geodia barretti is the source of this 999-nucleotide messenger RNA. NCBI's taxonomy places the organism in Eukaryota, Metazoa, Porifera, Demospongiae, Tetractinellida, Geodiidae. The record is from the annotation of a GenBank genome assembly.